AUGACAAGUUGUCCAAGAAGCCUGCAUCCGGCAGUCUUAGAGACUCCCACUGCAUACCUGGCGGCGGAAUUCAGCGAUAACAUUAAGGAGGACCUGAAAAUGGCGGAAACAGAUGAACCGCCACAACAUAAACAUACCCGGGCGCAACUUACUAACGGGUCGGCUCGAGAG
Molecule: messenger RNA, 171 nt
Organism: Pelobates cultripes (western spadefoot toad)
Lineage: Eukaryota; Metazoa; Chordata; Amphibia; Anura; Pelobatidae
Source: the annotation of a GenBank genome assembly